AUGAAUUCUAGUUAUUACGGUCCUUACGGACAACAACAACAACAACCUCAUCCUACUCCAACUCCUUUCGGCCAACCACCUCUCUACAAUGCCAAUAAUAAUAAUCCAAUGAUGAUGAGUGGUGUUGGUGGUAAUAAUAAUACUAGCGGCAUGUAUCCCAAUAAUAACAUUCCGAUGGGAUCCAACAACACUCAAAGACCAAAUUCUGCAAAUAACAAUAAUAAUAAUUCUUUGAGAAGCAACAACCAACCACCCAUGAGAACCUCCACAACCUCUACUCCACCAUCAUCCAAUCAAAGACCUCCAAUGGUAGGUCAACAACCGUAUCAACCACCACAACAGCCACCCAAUUUUCCAACGCAAACUCAUCUUCCAACCACUUCCACAGUGGUUCUUCCACAAGUGCCAGGUAGCUAUGGCCAACCUGUAUUGAUCAUUCCAUCAACAACACCUACCCAACAGCCUCAGCCAACAUCAACGACAUUGCCAUCCUCUCAUCAACAGAAUGAGGCCAUUCAUAUGCUUGUUCAAACAGUUCAACAGCAUUUGGAACAAACCAAGCAAUGGAAAUUGGCAAUUGAUGAACAAAUUCAAUAUAUGGAUUUGAAAUUGUCUGCAAUUUUGGAUUUUGUCAAGAAACAAGAUCCAUCUGCUGUGAGAGAAUUGGAGAAUUAUGAAAGAAUGAAAAACAAGAAUUCAUCUGUAAAUAACUCUCAAACCAAUCUCAAUACCAAUGCUGUUGGUAACAACAAUAAUACCACCGUUCCUCCAAGUCAGCCGCCACAACAAAACUCACAACAAAAUUCACAACUGAUGAACACAAGUCAGUUGAAUACCAAUUUAAAUGCUUCAAUCAACAAUGGAUAUUCGGCCUACACUGGCUUUUCAAACAUUCCAAGCCAGAAUUCAAAUAUUCCAAAUAACCAAUCUCAAUAUCAACCUUCUCAAGCAAUGGUCUCUCCACAACGUGACACCAUGGUAAAUAAGGAGACAGAAAAGAAUAAGGCGUUCGUUAUGAGCAACGACAACAAUCCACCUUCGUAUGCUAAACCACCCACUAAUUUUAAUCCACCUUCUUACACUGAAUACAAUCAAUAUCCAAAAACUCCUUCCCAAAAUUACUCUCAACCAAAUCAAGUUAUACCACCAACAAGCAGCUUGGAUCUUGAAUUAGACGAACUUGAUCGAGAAUUAUCACGACCUACGUUCUCUCAAAACAAGGAACCCAACAAAGAUUUUGAAAGCGAUGUUCAACUUAUUUGUAAUUUAGGAUUUUCUGAAGAAACAGCAAGAAAUGCAAUGAUGAGAUGUGGAAAUAGAGCAGCUGCCAUUAAUUACUUGUUAGACAUUAACACUCAACAUUAA
Messenger RNA from Naegleria lovaniensis, 1365 nucleotides. RefSeq lists its product as uncharacterized. Gene Ontology annotation, molecular function: protein binding. The transcript has a single exon. The coding region runs from base 1 to 1365 and encodes 454 amino acids. The record is from RefSeq and is a predicted model, not a curated record. NCBI's taxonomy places the organism in Eukaryota, Heterolobosea, Eutetramitea, Acrasida, Naegleriidae.